This is a messenger RNA of Penicillium chermesinum, 1596 nucleotides long. Its product is annotated as DUF3435 domain-containing protein. The record is from RefSeq and is a predicted model, not a curated record. Bases 1 to 1596 code for a protein of 531 amino acids. The transcript has 6 exons. NCBI's taxonomy places the organism in Eukaryota, Fungi, Ascomycota, Eurotiomycetes, Eurotiales, Aspergillaceae.
AUGGCUCGCCGACAACGAAAGACAGUUGACCCGUUACCCGACGACAGCGACCCAGAGAGCACCGAAGAUGGUCACUAUGAUACGGACUUCACAGAGCCUGAAGACGAGGGCUCGCAGGACAAAGAUGUCAGUGAUGCGGCACUUCUCUUUGCGGAUAACGAGCAUCCACCAGAGUACUAUAUCCAGCAGCUUGCGGACUUCGACGAGACCGACUACACCAAGGAGGACUAUGGAAAGGGUACCCAAUCGGGUGGAAGAAAAGUGGUCGCAAAAGUGGUCGCAGUGUUUCGCCUGGUGUAUAAAAGAGCAACUUCGAACAAGAUCACAAAGCAAAUGAACGGCCAGAUGCGUCGUGUGAUUCGAAGGCUGGCCAAAAAACACAAACUGUCCUCAAAAGGGCGCGACAAACCGGCGAUGGAUGUCGAGGAUUUGACCAAGGUUGUAGAGACCACGGUCAGUACGACGAAGAAGAAGUUUGGCCAUGGUCGUCACCGUAUCGAACUAGCACUCUUCCUGCAGUUUGCUGGCCUGACAACCAACCGUCCUCAGGCCAUUCUGAAUCUUCGGCAUCGCCACAUUCAAGUCAGCUUGCUACGUGACCCGCAAGGCGGCCCUCAUCGCAUUAUUAUCGAGUUCACUUUUGGGUUUACUAAAGAAUGGCUCGGUGCAAAGGAUGCCGACACAUACAUUCUCCCUGAAAUCAUCUUUGAUCCUUCUCUCGUCCUUAGCGAGGAAGUCCUUGUUUCUGCAUGCCAGAUCCCACAGCUUCGGAUCCCUGAUGGAUGCAACGAGCUCCCGCUGCACAUCGAUCCGGCACUGGAUGAUGUACCUAUAUUCCGAAUGUCAGAACGAACAAUGCAAGGCAUCUCCAUAUCUCCUGAUAAGCCGCUUCCUUAUACGACGAUUGAACCUUGGGUAAAGAAGAUAGGCGUGAUCACCGGCUUUCCGCAAGUUACGUGUCCAUACAGCUUGCGAUAUGGGGCCGGGACAGCAUUAGACAGCAGCGGAUCUGUUAGUGAUUCACUGCGCAACCUUAUCAUGCAUCAUGCCGACACUCGCACCUUUUUGCGCUAUUAUCUCAGCAGAAGGAUCAAUAAAAACCUCCCUGUCAUUACUUGCGGUCUGAACCCUGAAGACGACAUCAUGCGUGCUGCAUGCCGGAUAAGCCGAUCUAUCGAUCCGAAUCGCCCUCAGGAAUUGACUACCGCACAAUCGUCCUCCGUCAACCAAAAUCCGGAAAUCGCUGACCUCAUUCGCCGGCGUGAUGAGCUUAGUCGCCAAAUGGGGCGCCCAUUGUCAAAUUAUUAUAAGACAGAGCAAUACACAAUAUACAAGAAGCUGAACCAAGAGAUCGCGGGGGCUAGGCAGCGCGCACGGAAUGCAUUGCUCACUCAAAUUCAAGCAAAGUACGACCGCGAGCAACCGAUGUUGGAAAUCAGACGUCAGCUGUCUGGAUUCAACCUGGCCGAGGAAGAAAAACCUCUCAAAUGUUCAGAAGCGGUACCACUGCCUCAGAAGCGACUGAUUGAGAGCCUUCUCACCCUACCUCGCCCGACACUCGAAGAGGAAGUGGCUGAGACGGACGGAAACCAUUGA